Papaver somniferum (opium poppy) is the source of this 1591-nucleotide messenger RNA. RefSeq names its product L-type lectin-domain containing receptor kinase VIII.2-like. The coding region runs from base 261 to 1352 and encodes 363 amino acids. Gene Ontology annotation, molecular function: carbohydrate binding. The transcript has a single exon. The record is from RefSeq and is a predicted model, not a curated record. Lineage: Eukaryota; Viridiplantae; Streptophyta; Magnoliopsida; Ranunculales; Papaveraceae.
UAUUUUAUCUAAAUGUAUGUAAAAAAAGUGAAAUGCUUUAUUCAUAUUUCUGUCAGAGUCAAGCCAAACACAACUCACUCUACACAGUGUACUAAGAAAAGGAAGAAAAAAGGAGUAAAGAUUUUUCAGAACACCCAAUUUAUUGUAAAUGUUAUUUAUGAGUCCCAGAAGAAGAAAAGAAGAAAGAAAGAAAACCCUAGCUAGGAAUCAACAAACCCUUGUUCUAUUUUAGAAGAGGAACGCUAGGAUUUGAGUCAAAAAUGGAGAUUCUUGCAGUUUCAGGAACCAGGAGGAGGUAUUAUUAUUGUUUCUUUCUAGUUGUUUCUUGUUGUUUUGUUACUUUAUCUGUUGCAAAACCUUUAGCUUCAUUUGCAUACAAAAGAUUUGAUGAAAAGACCCUUAGUUUUGAUACUGAAAUUGGGUUGUAUGGAGAUGCUACGGUUGUUAAUGGUUCUGUUGAAAUGAAUGGUAAUAUGGUUUGGAGUUCUGGGAAACUUGUUCAUAGAAGACCCAUUCGAUUAGGGAACCGCAAGAGCCCGGUAUCGUUCUCGUCGUACUUCUCGUUCUCGAUUUCAUCUGAGAAUGGAGAUGGACUUGCUUUUAUGUUGAUACCAAAGGGGUUUCCUUUGGUGAAUGGAGGAGGAUCGUUUGGGCUUGGAGAUAAGUUGGAAAACGGUGGGAAUAAAGUUGUUACUGUUGAAUUUGAUACACUGAAGAAUGUUGAACAUGGUGACCAGAAUGGCAAUCAUGUUGGGAUCGAUUUGGGUAGUUUAGUUUCCGUCAAGGUUAGCAAUGCUUCAUCUGUCAAUGUGGUUCUCAACAGUGGGAAGAAAUUACACUCGUGGAUCGAUUACGAUGCUAGCUCAAAGCGUUUAGAAGUCCGAUUGUGUAAUUUUAGUGAGAGCAGGCCGAAUGAUCCGUUAGUUUCAUAUCAAAUUGAUUUGUCAAGAAUGUGGAAGGAAGAAGAAGUGUUUGUCGGCAUAGGGUCUUCUAGUGGGAAUUCUACUCAGACAAGUAGUGUUUAUUCAUGGAGCCUUAGGUUAAGGCGUGUUCCGACAUGGAUGCAUUCUGAACCUCUGGAUCCUCAAGAGUACUCAAAAGUGUAUUCACACGAGAACAAGCCUCCGAUUAUCCAUACCAGAACAGUUUGUGCUUUCAAGAUUGUCACUGUACUGCUUUUCGGUGUUGGAUGUGGAGCUUUGGCUGCUUCAAUAAUGUUGUUCUUAUGGACCGUCUUUGCUAAUAGGCGUGCAGCGGUUGUUCCAGCUGAAUAUGCUGAUCACCCCGUGGAAUAUGGGUAUGAGAAGAUCAAAGUAGUUGCCGAGAAAGCCACCACUGACGCCAAGAAAUGAAGGUUGUGGUGGUGAUGGGGAGAGGAGGAGGUGGAUGCUCUGUAAAUUGUGUUGUCAACUUUAUGUAAGUCCUUGUUUAAGCGUGUUCUGUGAAGUUUAUUUGAAGAAACGAUGUAUCAUAUUCUCUUUAAUGGAGGGUACUAAUAGUUUGAUCCGCUGUUUCUUAAUGACUUUUAAGUAACACCUGUUUCACUAUUUGUAAUACUAAGAAAGCAUUACAACUUCUUCUCUCAUUUCUA